AGUGCCUGAGGACCUCUCCUUAGAAGAGAGGGAAGAACUUUUAGACAUUCGUAGAAGAAAAAAGGAACUUAUUGAUGACAUCGAGAGGCUGAAGUAUGAAAUCGCGGAGGUGAUGACGGAGAUCGACAAUCUGACGUCUGUGGAGGAGAGCAAAACUUCGCAGAGGAACAAGCACAUGGCUGUGGGAAGGAAGAAGUUCAACAUGGACCCCAAGAAGGGGAUCCAGUUUCUGGUGGAGAACGACCUGCUGCAGAGCGCCCCCGAGGACGUCGCCCAGUUCCUGUACAAGGGCGAGGGCCUGAACAAGACCGUCAUCGGGGACUACCUGGGGGAGAGGGAUGAAUUUAACAUUAAAGUUCUUCAGGCUUUUGUCGAACUCCACGAGUUUGCUGAUCUCAACCUCGUCCAAGCCUUAAGGCAGUUCCUGUGGAGCUUCAGGCUCCCAGGGGAGGCCCAGAAAAUCGACCGCAUGAUGGAGGCGUUUGCAUCUCGCUACUGCCUGUGCAACCCUGGCGUCUUCCAGUCCACAGACACGUGCUACGUGCUGUCCUUCGCCAUCAUCAUGCUCAACACCAGCCUGCACAACCACAACGUGCGGGACAAGCCCACAGCCGAGCGCUUUGUCACCAUGAACCGCGGCAUCAACGAGGGCGGGGACCUGCCCGAGGAGCUGCUGAGGAACUUGUACGAAAGCAUCAAGAACGAGCCGUUCAAGAUCCCGGAGGAUGAUGGCAACGACCUGACACACACGUUCUUCAACCCUGACCGCGAGGGCUGGCUCCUGAAGCUGGGGGGGCGCGUGAAGACCUGGAAGCGGCGGUGGUUCAUCCUGACCGACAACUGCCUCUAUUACUUCGAGUACACCACGGAUAAGGAGCCCCGGGGCAUCAUCCCGCUGGAGAACCUCAGCAUCAGGGAGGUGGACGACCCCCGGAAGCCCAACUGCUUCGAGCUUUAUAACCCGAGCCACAAAGGGCAGGUCAUCAAAGCCUGUAAGACAGAGGCUGACGGCCGCGUGGUGGAGGGCAACCACGUGGUGUACCGCAUCUCUGCGCCCAGCCCCGAGGAGAAGGAGGAGUGGAUGAAGUCCAUCAGGGCCAGCAUCAGCAGGGACCCUUUCUACGACAUGCUGGCCACACGGAAAAGGAGGAUUGCCAAUAAAAAGUAGCUUUCCUGGCCCGAACAGGUAAAAGUAAAAGCCAAACCCUCAGCAGAAAGUGGCUGGGAGGCCUGCCCGCGACACCCUGGACCCAGCAGGCCCUUUGCAGGACGCAUCCCAGGAAGCCCACGCUGGUGGCCUGGCCUGGGCUCUCCGCAGCCCCGGCUCGUCUGGAGCGGGCGCCCAGCCUCCCCCCGGCCCAGCGGCCCGUCCACAGCAUCCCCUCGGCUCCACGCGGCAGCGGCGCCUGGACAGUCUGUGCAGCGGACUCGGGUUCGAGGUCUGUCCUGGAGCCUCGCUCGUACUGGCUGCCACACGUGCUCCUGCGUGGCAGUGUCCACUGUUCCAGAAGCCUCUGCGUUAUAUCAAAACAGGGAAGGAAAAGCUACCACUUUUAUAUUCAGAUUUUUUCUCAGAUAUAUAGGAUUAUAGCUUUUAUAUGACUUUUUAUAUUCUGAAGUUACAAUGACAGAUACUUUCUAAUAGUAGUAUUUUUAGAAUGGCAGCUAUAAAUUUAACUCCUGACACAAGUAUAUACUGUGCACUGAAAAACAAAUUAUAUAGACACUACAUAUGCCGCAGCGGGGGGGUGGGCACUGGCGUGGGCCUUGCUUGUGUUGUUUCAAGCGCCGCUGCUCUGUGGGUGCCCUCUUCCCUCCUGGGACAGGGAGGGGACCUGUGUCCUUGAGGACCACGAACACUGGGCAGGGCUUCAGGUGUCCAUUCCCCUGGGACCUCUCAACUCAGAGUUGGUGACCCCACAGAUACUUUCUGAAAGGCCAGUCAUUGAAUUGGUGUCUGAGGGCAUUUGCCUGGUAGCUGCUGAACUCCAGCACAGAUGUCUGUGUGGAACUGUGUGACUCCGCCAACGUUUGACUGUUUCUGACCCCCACAAGCUGCGGUCUCAUACAGUUCAACGGCACGGGGUUCAGGCCAGCGUGAGACCACUGUCUUCACUAUUCAGACCUGUGGGCAAAGUGGAUGCUUGUGUCACUGACCUAAUGGACCAGAUUUCCAAAUGUGUGGGUAUGCAAGGAACUAGAAAUAUCUCGUUCCUGUCUCCGAGGCUUGCUCUCCCGUCGAGAGGAGGACGAGCGAGCCGUGGCGGGUGCGCAGCACCUAGGGACUCCUGUAAAUACUUUAAAACCCCAAGUGCAUGCUGGUGGUGGAACUUACGAAGGCCCGCGACCAGGCUGCUGUCAGGAGUACGUUUGUCGGGCCCCAGCAUGUCCCGAACGGCCGAGGUGCACAAGUGGGCAGGGCUGGAGGCCACAUGCUGGGGCAGGACGUGCUGGUUCUUAAGUGGCAUGGCCUUUCUUUUUCUUGGGAGCUUCAUUCCCAUCACCAGGGCCACCUUGCCCACCCACCUGGGCUGUUCCGGUGGUGGGUCCCUUACCCCCAGCAGCUCCCCCUGCCCUGUCGCAUAGGCACAGCCUGAAUUUGCACCCUUCAGAGGUCAUUACUCCUGUGUGAAGUCCAAGUCAGAGAACCUCAGACUGACCUAUGCACUUGAUGGAGAUCCCAGCGGCAGGAGGGACCGUUCCUGAGUUGCCUUGCUGGGACUUGGUGGCUGUGGGCCCUUGGCCUUGGAGCAGCUGACCUUGACGUAGCUUUAAGUCACUAGACUGCAAAGGGUCUGACCCUCUGCCCAUGCAUCAAACUGGUUUUUCUGGAUUAUUCCCGAGCUCUUAGGCCUUGUUACUGUACUGAUACCUCACAUUCAAAGCUUUAGUUUUUGAGAAAGGCAAGGCAUCGUCCUUGAAAUGCCUGACUGCUGCAUAGGCAACUGGUCUCCAUCCUCUGCGACCACAGAGACACUUCCUGGCCCGCCUGGCCAAACACUGUUGAAGAUGACUCGGCAGCGCCACCCCUCGGGCUGGCCCCAAGCCCAGGACUGCCCUUGGUGUCGGCUGCUUCAGUAUUUCACACAUGGACAUUCUGUCCUUGCCCAGGUAGGACCCUGGGGAUACAGGGCUCUGUUUUCUGGGUUUGGCCCCAGUGGGGUUGUGAGCGGUGAACCUAAGGAAACCCCCGAGGAGGUGUUUCUCUGGUUGUCUUGGAAGGAGACUCGCUGGAUGGCUGUUCCCCAGGAGGAGCGGCAGAAAGUCGUGGUGCUCAGAUCUGUGUACCUCGCCCUCAGAGUGUUAUGUUACAUAACCUGAUUCUGGGUUUUGUUGUGACAGUAUUAACCUGACAGGCAUGUAGCCAUCACCCCACUAAGCCCUGAGGCAGGCCUAGUGCCUGGACCGCCGUAUGAUCAUGUUCAUCCUCUUCCCUGCCCCCGUCUGUGCUCAGUGCUGAAUGAUCCCCAUCUGGCCAAAGACAUGCUCCCCACCCAGCCUCCCCAAGGCCAAGGCAGGAGGUGUGAGGGGCUCUGGGUGAUGCUGCGGCGCCCACGGGCCUCAGCAGGUGAGGUUUAGCUGGACGACCCUGGACUGACUGACAAACGUCCUCAGGGUCACAGAACAUCUCUGAGCAGUUUAACGUGGUACCAAAUUGUCCAAAUAGAAGCUAUUUAUAGAUGAAGCGAUGCAUAAUACAGCGACAUCGAUGUGCUUUGAGGAAAAGUUAGGUCUGUUGUAGACCAGAAGCCACAUGUGAUCUUAGACAUUUCUAUUUACAGUAAAUAUGGUUGAUAUGUAAAUAGUGUACAUAUAUAUAUUGAUUUCUGGAGUGUUUAUUCAAUGUAUAUACUCCUACAACGUGCAUGAAGAAAUAUCCUGUAUCAAUAUUUUGUUGUAAAUAGUAAAAUUGGAGGGUGUGUGGCUGUCCAAUUGCAAACACUAUGUUCACGAAAUAAAAG
Messenger RNA from Molossus molossus (Pallas's mastiff bat), 3962 nucleotides. RefSeq names its product cytohesin 3 (gene CYTH3). The record is from RefSeq and is a predicted model, not a curated record. Gene Ontology annotation, molecular function: guanyl-nucleotide exchange factor activity. Bases 113 to 1168 code for a protein of 351 amino acids. Gene Ontology annotation, biological process: regulation of ARF protein signal transduction. NCBI's taxonomy places the organism in Eukaryota, Metazoa, Chordata, Mammalia, Chiroptera, Molossidae. The transcript is spliced from 12 exons.